This is a messenger RNA of Etheostoma cragini (Arkansas darter), 4119 nucleotides long. RefSeq names its product TOX high mobility group box family member 3 (gene tox3). Gene Ontology annotation, biological process: regulation of transcription by RNA polymerase II. Lineage: Eukaryota; Metazoa; Chordata; Actinopteri; Perciformes; Percidae. The record is from RefSeq and is a predicted model, not a curated record. Gene Ontology annotation, molecular function: chromatin DNA binding. The transcript is spliced from 8 exons. The coding region runs from base 734 to 2527 and encodes 597 amino acids. Gene Ontology annotation, cellular component: nucleus.
CAUUUUGCCUUGUUCAUCACUACGAGAGUCCGAGCCGAGGGCUGAUCUCGAACACUCAGUGCACUACAUCAUAUCCACUAAUUGCACCAUCUGUGGAGUGUUGUUUUUUUCUUGUUUUACAAACCCUCCAAUUGCUGUACUUAGUAGAUGGGCUCGCUUAGCCUGCUAGCUUACUCCAACUGCUUCACCAACUAGUUUUCUAAGUUGGAGGAAAAAACUUCUGAGAGACACAGCGGAGGACACGGACACACUCUGAGUAUUGUAGAGUUUUGACGUGCGGGCUUACUUCGUGGUUAUCAUUACCACUUUGUUACAGUUUUCAUUUUUUGUCCCUGCGUCUGAAGGGGGGAGGAAAAGGAGGUGGACCCACACGCUCAGUCGCCGGUCUCGUGGCUUCUUUGUAUACAGGAGCAGCUGUGUGUAAAUGCAUGGGCACACAGCGUCUACUGCUGCUUGACGGACAGCCUAUUCGGCUCAGUCCAACAUUCAUGUGGGCUUCCUCAGAGAUGAAGCGGCUGAACCAGGUGUAGAGGAGGAAUAUCGGAACUUUACCAGAGCCUCCCCCCCCACACACCCCAACGCAGUGUCUCUUUCACCCCUACAAAGCUUGGGUCAGUUUUACCGCCUCUCUUUCUCCGUCUCUCUCUGUACGCUGGGAUUGUAAACGGCAGAAACAAAUUGAUCUCCGUGUAGAGUAGGCUACAGCUACAGCUGCGCGGCUCCCUCACACAUCAUGGAUGUAAGAUUUUAUCCGACUGCUGGUGGGAAUUCUAUUCCAGGAGAACCACCAAACCUGGAUUUUGCCCACUGUUUGGGCUACUACAACUUCAAUAAGUUUCAGAAUAACAACAACUACAUGAACAUGGCGGAGGCGAACGGUGCCCUGCUCGCUGCUGGUGAUACUUUUCAUACACCCAGCUUGGGAGAUGAGGAGUUUGAGAUUCCUCCCAUUACACCUCCACCUGAGACGGAGUCUGGUCUGGGUCUAUCGGAAGUGGACUCACCUUUCCCAGCAAUGCCGGAGCCACCAGUUCCUCACAGGGGUCUCUUAAUCCCUCAGUUCCCCCCACAGAGCCUGGAUCUGCCCUCUAUUACCAUCUCACGCAACAUGAUGGACCAGGAAAGAGUGUCUGUCAACAACGGCCAACCGGGGAAUGUUGGAGCAGGCCAUCUUCGCCAGUACCUGCCCAAUCCAGCCAUGGUGAUGAAAUCCAUCAUCAACAUGAACAGCCCCAACGGGAUGUUAUCACGGAAUCAGCUAACCACCAUCAACCAAUCCCAACUCAACGCACAGCUGAGCCUAAACAUGGCAGGACCCAACAUCACCCAUACUUCCCCAUCACCGCCUGCCAGCAAGUCCGCCACGCCGUCUCCCUCCAGCUCCAUCAACGAAGACGACCAGGACGAAAGCAACAGGGUCAUUGGGGAGAAGCGACCAGCCCCCAUAGAUCCCGCAAAGAAGCCCAAGACUCCUAAGAAGAAAAAGAAGAAGGAUCCCAAUGAGCCUCAGAAGCCAGUGUCGGCGUAUGCCCUGUUCUUCAGAGACACCCAGGCCGCUAUCAAGGGUCAGAAUCCCAACGCCACAUUUGGAGAGGUGUCCAAAAUUGUGGCCUCGAUGUGGGACGGUCUGGGAGAGGAGCAGAAGCAGGUUUACAAAAGCAAAACAGAAGCUGCCAAGAAAGAAUAUUUAAAAGCCCUCGCCGCAUACCGUGCUAGUCUGGUUUCCAAGGCUGCAGCAGAAUCAGCUGAGGCUCAGACUAUCCGCUCAGUACAGCAGACCCUGGCCUCCACCAGCCUGUCCCCCGGCCUGGUGCUGCCUUCCCCCCUCAACCAGCACCCCUCCAUGUCCAUGUCAUCCGCUUCCCAGGCGCUGCAACAAGCCCUGCCACGGGCCAUUGCCCCAAAACCUCUGCAGAUGAGACUAGGGGGCAAUCAGAUAGUGACCUCGGUUACAGUCUCCCAUCAGAACAUGUCCUCCGGGAUGCCACCGCAGCUGCUCGGCCAGAUGGGCGCCGGAGGGGGCAUGGUGGCCGGGGCCCAGUCCACAGCGGUGUCUCAGAUGAGCCCGCCGAUGCAACCGGUGCAACAGCAUGCGAUGCAGCAGCUCCAGCAGCAGCAGCAGAUGCAGCAGCACCUCCAGCACCAUCAGAUGCAGCAGCAGCAGCUGCAUCACCAGCAGAUCCAGCAGCAGAUGCAGCAUCAGCAUUUCCAACACCACCUCCAGCAACAGCUGCAACAGCAGCAGCAGCAGCAACAACAGCAACAGCAGCAACAGCAACAGCAGAUGCAGCUUCAGCACAUGCAGAUGCAACAUCAGCUCCAUCAGCAGCAGAUUCAACAUCUCCAACAACAGCAACAGCAGCAGCACCAGUCCCAGUGUUCCCCACCCCAACACUCUCCCGGUACACCCCAUUCAGUGGGAGGCUCAGCAUCGCUCGGCAGCCCCCAGCCGGCUCCACAGCAGCAACCACACCCCUCCCAAAUCCAGGCCCACGCCCAGGUCCUGUCCCAAGUCAGCAUUUACUGAGCCAAAUGGAAAUCCUACGUCAAAGAACAGGAAUAGAAUAAAAGCAUCAUUCCACGUUGCUUUUUCAAAGUUGCACUUAAGAAGUGUGUAAGACUUAGAAUGUUAUACAAAGAACUUUGUCCAUUGUUAUAGACGGAUAUGCACACGCGUGUACAGGGGGUGAACAUGUUAACUGGGUUUUUGUCUAUAAAAUAGGCUGAGCUAUGAUAGAAGCCUGUGAUUGUUUAUUUGUUUGUUUGUGAGGUCUUUCAGUUGUCAAUUUAAACUGACUGGGCACACUAUAUGUUGAAAGACUUUUGUCUUUCAAUGUUUUAUUUAACAAUAAAGCUUUAUUUAUGAGGCCAGAGUUGUCAGUUCAGUGCAGCAAAAAGGACAUUUUUGAAAGUGUUUCAACAAAAGGAUUUCUAUCAGCUCUUGCCUGGACUGAAUGACUCAUAGAAUCCUUGCUGGAAACCAGUAACCCCCCCACUCAGUCUUUGUUCCCACAUUGGCCAGUAUAUAGCGAGACUUUCUUUACUUCAACCUUUCUCUUUCACCCAUCACUCUCGCAAAUGAAACUGUUCAACAAUGGCGUGGAGGAAAUGUUUGAUCAAAUCCUCACACAUCAGAGGCCCAGCGAUAUUUGAACACAUGUCGCAGACAAUGUCUUUAAGAAUAAGGAGAAGUGAAAAUACGAAGUCUAGGGACACAGAUCUCUAGAUGAAUGACUGCACAGACUGAGAGAGAAACUGCCAUAAAUCAUUUAUUUCAUCACGUCAUCAAACUGUAGCUGUAAUCUGCUGUACAUGUUUUGUGGAGUGGGAAGAGACAAGACCUCCUGUAUCCAGUAAUCUACCCUCCAGAUGAUAUAUCCAAAAGCGUGUAACUGGCACUUCCCUGCCCCCCCCACCCAAAAAAAUCUUCUUUAAUCUAUUUGUUUUUACUUCAGAUCUUUAACAAUUAAAUUAUGUUUUUAUUUUGUGUAAUAAAGGGGAUAUUUUAUGGUUAAUACAAAUGAUCGGGUCAAGGCAGACGGUUUAGGGAUUGAUGUAUUUUUACUCUGCUCCUUGAUACGUCAUUGUUUAAAAAAAAGGAAAACUAGCAGAGACCGUUGUUUGCACUGCCAAAGCCAACUGAAAAGGCAUCGGAGGUAUUUUUGCCAGUUGUACAGAAGUCCCUGGGGGAAAAAAAAGAAAAUGUUGUACAUUUUUCAUAUCACCCGUUGUAAAGUUUUAAUAUGUGAGGCUUUAAUUAAAACAUUGUUAAACGACCUGUGGAUUGCUAUAUCACAUAGUAUAUCAAAUAGUGCAUUUCUGCUCUUUUAUACUUUUUUAUGAGUUACAAUGGCAGCGGUUUAUUUUGUUUGUAUUUUGCUUACAGACCAAAUGCUUUUGAAAACUGUCAAUAGAAUAAAUGCAUAUUGCUAUGGAGUUCUUAGAAGGUUGUUUUCAGCUCCCAAUAGGAAAAGUAAUUCAAUGUUUUGAGUUUUUGCUCGGCCAUGAAGACGAAUCCAGAGACAUUCCAUCACUAAUAUGAUAGUAGCCAUAAUUUUGUAUGAAGUAUUAUAUAUUUCUUUGUGUCUCUGUUCAGAAUUAAACUAUCAAUCACAAAUA